AAACUUCAGUGGUGAAGACAAUUCCGGACGUCAAUAUUUCUCCAGUCGCCGGUCCUAAGCGUUCAGAGCUAUCAGUGGAAGCAGUGUCGGUGCAAGCGGGAUCUCCCGAGAUGAAGAAGAAAGUCAUUACGUUCGCGGUGAACCAGCAACGCCCAAUGGUAGUCCAGAAUGCUUCGGAAGCUAAAGCUCACCAACCGAGAGCUCCAGUCAAGUGUCCGGAAAAUAAGCCGCAAAAGUCACGGCAACGUCCCAGGACCAGAAGGUCGAGCUCGUUUCGGACGCCAGUUUCACAACCCAAACUGGACACGGCUUCAGCGAAACAGUUCAUCGAGAAGCAAGUUGCGGUGCCACUGCCACCCUGCUACUUUUGCGGUGGAAAGCAUACGCUGUGUCGGUGCAGCGACUUUUUCUUUCUGCGGCUUGCGGAACGCGAGGACUUUGUCCAGCAGAUGAAGCUGUGCGUCAACUGUUUCAGUCAGCGACACAACGCCUCCAGCUGCCGAGACAAACCUCGCUGUUUGCGGUGUCCGCAGUGGCAUCACACGCUGCUGCAUCGAAAUGUGUAGUGGAAUCUCAGUGGUAACAAUGCAAGUGGAGUAUUGUGAACCUUGUCAAAGCUUGUUGCGACACAGGCUGGUGUACACGCUAACAACAAACUACACAACUUUGUGCGAUGAGAAACCUGCGCAACAGUCU
Culex pipiens pallens (northern house mosquito) is the source of this 696-nucleotide messenger RNA. RefSeq lists its product as uncharacterized. The record is from RefSeq and is a predicted model, not a curated record. Bases 111 to 566 code for a protein of 151 amino acids. NCBI's taxonomy places the organism in Eukaryota, Metazoa, Arthropoda, Insecta, Diptera, Culicidae. The transcript has 2 exons.